Molecule: messenger RNA, 3318 nt
Organism: Saccostrea cuccullata (small rock oyster)
Lineage: Eukaryota; Metazoa; Mollusca; Bivalvia; Ostreida; Ostreidae
Product: cilia- and flagella-associated protein 36-like
Exons: 8
Coding region: 1-1305 (434 amino acids)
Cellular component (GO): axoneme; ciliary base
Source: RefSeq, a predicted model, not a curated record
AUGGCGAAGCGAGAUGAUUGGGUCUACGAUGAACUACUGUGUUUCUUGGGAAAUCCUUUCUUUCAAGUCCCAGUUUUAACUUUUAUGGAAUCAAAAUGUUUAAUUUUUGAUCCAAGUAUUGAAGACAGUGAGGAAUACAAGAAAGUUCACCAGGAAUACAAAGCUAUUAUUCAGAAGUUGCUGGACGCCUUCAUAAAAGAUACAGGUAUAAGCCAUGACCAGGUCAUUAAAGCUGUCCAAGACAUGAACAGGAGAAAGGAAAUCAAAGAAAUGUUCCAGAGCCUGUUUGAGCAGUUCUUUGCUGCUGAGGACUACACCAUUUUUGUUCGACUGAUGGUUCAGAAAAACAUUGAGUUACAACAGCAGGCUCUAGCCAUGAUCAUGCAGAUGCAGGGGGCUCUCCCUGAAAGCCUGAGUGAGGGGACAUCAAAACCCUCUACAUCCGCACCCCCUGCCCCCUCCAAUGAGCAGUACGGGGCACAGAAUGAGGAAGAAAUCCUGAAAGCUGUUUUAGAACAGUCCAAAAGGGAAUAUGAGGAAGAACAGAAGAAGAAAAAGACAGUGGAAGAAGAGGAGAUGAAGAAGGAGAUGGAGAGUCUGAUAACGAUCUCCAAGGUCGAACAUUCCAGACUGGAGGAGGAGAAAAGUAAAGAGAAAACCAAACUAGACCAGGCUUUGUUUGGGAUGACAUUAAAUGAAUCGGCUCCACAAACCAGUGCAUCUAGUAAACCACCAGCAGGAAACACCAAACCACCACCAAAACCACAAACAGACCUCAAGUCAGCGCCUAGUAUAUCAGUGACUCCUGCUGCUCCCCAAAGUGCCGCACCCCCUCCUAAACCAGCAGAACCUGUCCCUGCGGCUAGUGUCACUGCAGCCAUCGCCUCCCAGAAACUACCAAGUGUCGGUCAACAGAAACCGCAGAUGUCGAGUGCAGAGGCUGCAGCUAACUGGUUAAAACAGACAGAUGACACGCCCACUUCAAACAAACCUUCCACUUCGGCUGUCCAGGCAGCUGCUGCAGCCAUGUCAAACAUGAACUCAGAAGAACUAAAGAAGAGACAAGAAUUUUUGAAGCAACAAAGAGACAAAUUGCUAGAAAUGAAGAAAAAGGAAAGAGAAAAGCAGUUAUUAGCUGCAGAAAAGUCCCAACCAAAACGUCCCGUGUCUGCUCGCAUGGCCAAAUCAGCCAUGGAAGAUGGAGUGUCAGAAAAAUCCAAUAAACUUAGUCCCGAGGAGGAGAAAAAGAUGGCCAUGAGGAAAGCUAUAGCUGAUCGUCUGAAGGCAGAAAUGCUGGGAAAAUAGUGCAUAAUGAUAACAGUGACCGAUAUGGUAUCCACAAAACUUAAAUCUGUAUUACUGUAUACAAGGGAAUUUUUGCCCCCAUUCUGUUUUCAUCCCUUUUACUUUACUCGCAGGUGAGUGAAUUUAAAUGGGGCGAAUUCAAAGAAAACAGUAUGAUUUCUUAAACAUAACUUAUUAAGCACAUUUAAAUUGGGGCAGAAUUAUUUGCAAGUGUGAAUGGAUGAAAAUAACAGGGGGUGAAAGUAACCCUGUAUACAUGUAUUACUGUAAGGUUUUUAUGAAUUUGAAGAAAAAAAUUUACAAUUUUGUGGUCCCAGAUGUGAAAAGAUUUGAAUGAUGAGUACAUAUCUAGCAGUUAAAGGGAGGUAAAUGAAUUUGAAUUUAUUUAUUAUGAGAAUUAUCAUGUUUGAUCAAUAUAAUAUACCUUGAGUAUACAAGUUGUGAUGAAAUGUUUUAGUUUAUGACAUCAUGUGUUCAUGUAUUUCAUUAAGAUUGAAAGUGUCAUUCAAUAUUGUGCAUUAAUAAGGUAUAAAUUGAAAAUUUCAGGUGAUAAAAGCUUAAAUGACCCUUUUUAGAGAAGUAGAAGUGACCUGAUGACACGUUUCAAAUUUUAAAUUCAUUAUUUGUAUUAGUUUUUAUCAUCAAUGUACUUCAGAUGGGUACCUAUGCUCAAACCCUUUAGUUCUGUCAAAUUAUAGUAUUUCUAGGUUGUAUUAUGUAUGUUUUUAUGGCAAUAUAUCUUUCAUCUUUAAGUUGGGGAUUAUUUUUAAAGAAUAUGUGUUUAUAGAUAUACGGCAUAACACUGUAUAUGGGUUUAGAGGUUGUAUGAUUUUUGCAAGUACAUGUACAUGUUUUCCAUUUAUCUGUGACAGUUGCAUUUUAGAAGAAGUUUCUGAAUUCAUUCAGUUAAGAACUAUGAUAGAACACUGUAUUACAUUGCUCCUGUUUGUAUUGGAACUUUAAGGUCUGGUUGUGAAACUCCCUCUACUCCAGUCAGUUUUCUCUUGACCUAUUUCAUUCCAAUUUUCUCUGAUAUUCACUUACCAAUUUUGUAAAAUCAAAAGGGUGCAGUGCAUUAAUUCCUUAGGCCGGGGUGCUUCUGCCUUCUGGAAAAUCUGUUUUUAUUUGGGGAAAGAAAUUUAAUUUUAUAUCAUAACCAUGGUAUUUGGACAAUAUUUUAAGUUGACAUUUUGAAUCUGUAUUGAGUAUUUGUGUACAUACAUCAAUCAAUGCACAAUGCUCCUUAAUGGUUGCAGUUUUACUGAAGUGGAAUUGAUGUUGACUUUUUUUUCCUGCACAUAUCAAAUCAUUAUUUACAAGGAUUUACAUUUACCAUUGCUUCAUUUUUGUUCAUUUACAUUUGAACUAAUGUAAAAUUUUGAGCUUGAAGCAGAAAAGUAAGCCAAAAAAAAAGCAAUUUUACUAAUAUGAAUUUGCUUCUUCAACAAUACAAACUCUGAAUUUUUUUCUGACAUUUUUAAAAUUUUUGUUUUCCUGUGAUUUGUGUAAUAUGGUGCUUUUUUUUGCCAUUAUGUUAUCAUGUCAUACAUAGAGCAUUGGAGGUUGUAUUCUUUGUUUAUAGUGGCACAUUGAAGAAUGAGUGGUUCACAUUUCUUGAUUUGUUGAUUACUUUCAGACUUCAGUUUACCUGACAGACAACUAGAAAACAAAUAUUUGUCAUGUGACAUUUGGUGUGUGAAUUAUGUAAACGACACUUUAAUAUUUUUCUGAAUGUGUAAAUAUUUAAAUUUUAUGUGAGAAUCAUUAUAUCAUAAUUAAAAUUGCUACUGUCCAAAUGAUGAGUAGUGUAACAGAUAAAUUCUUCAGCUUAAAAUUUUCUCAUUUUUAUCUUUAUUAUAUACAUGUAUGUUUAUUUCGCAAUCCAGUUGCUCUGCUCAAAUUAGAAUGAUGCAAUGUAAUCCAGAAUGCUAUAAACAUUAGAAAAAUGCUAAAUUAAAGUUAAACAUUCAGUAAUCUAGUGCAUUAUACAAUCUGUUAAGGUUCAUAAACCCU